Messenger RNA from Stegastes partitus (bicolor damselfish), 7971 nucleotides. RefSeq names its product family with sequence similarity 13 member B (gene fam13b). The transcript is spliced from 24 exons. The coding region runs from base 387 to 3530 and encodes 1047 amino acids. Gene Ontology annotation, biological process: signal transduction. NCBI's taxonomy places the organism in Eukaryota, Metazoa, Chordata, Actinopteri, Pomacentridae. The record is from RefSeq and is a predicted model, not a curated record.
CCGAGCCAGUCCGAGCUAAAAAAAACAGGAACCACAUUAAUUUCGAGUGUCUUUGCAAUGUUCCCGACGAUAUUUCUACAUCGUCUGCUUUGAUCCCGUCGAAGUUGUCGUCUCUCCAGACGUCGGCCACAGAAACCGAACAAGAAAUUAAUGCAUCUUGCUCCGCGUUCCUGUUUGUUUUGACCUGUGUAGCUAGAAGGAAUCCUGCAAGAGGGAUUAGCGGUCCGUCAAUGAGGAACUACCGGCUCAUCUUCUGCCACAACCUGAAGCAGCCAUAGAUGGUUCAGUGGUUCACUGGCUAGGGGAGGAGAGGAUAGGACACACUUUCACUGCUACACGACGUGAGGUCUUGGCGGGGUUGUGGUGAGGAGGAGGAGGAGGAGGCCAUGAGGAAGAGCGUGUCUCCGUUGCCAGGCAACGAGGGCGGGAGCUCACCCAGCACCACGCGGGUUUUUGGCGUUCCUUUGGAGGAGGUGACACGCACACACACAAUCAGCGGCCACGAGGUUCCUGCACUGGUGAAACACAUUGUCGACUACAUUGAGGAGCAUGGUCAUCUGGACUUGGAGGGUCUCUUCCUGGUUAAUGGCAACGCAGAGCGAGUAGAGUGGCUCCGUCAGCGCUAUGACAGUGGUGAGGAGGUGGAGCUGGGGAAAGAGGCCGACCUGGCGUCAGCGGUCAGUUUGCUCCGACUCUUCCUGCAGGAGCUUCCUGAACCCGUUAUCCCAACGGCUAUACAAGGACACAUACUACAGCUCCACCAAGAUUACAGCAAUGAAGAAGAGCUGUGUAGAAACUUGAAGUAUCUGCUGCAGCAGCUUCCCCAGUUGAACUAUGGUCUGCUGCGUUUCCUGUGCCGCUUCCUAUCCAGUGUGGCAUCACUUCAGCAGGAGAGCUGGAACAUUGGGGCGCUGGCCGCCGUCUUCGGACCAGACAUCUUCCAUCUGUCAACAGAAGGAGAAGACCUUCGCGACCAGGAGUCUGUCAGCAGAGUCCUGGCAGAGCUGCUAGACAAUCAGGAGGGCCUGUUUGACUCGGAGGACGAUGACGUCUCCACGACCAACGAUUACAGCUCCAUCAAUGAACAGAUCACAGAGCUGUUGGAUGAUGACAAGUGUGAGGCAGAGUGUGAAGAGCUGCCACAGGACGGAGAGGAAGGCCCCGCCGCCUCCGACUCACCACAACACACCAACGACAGCCCCUCAUCCAGCUCCCACCUCUCCUCAAUAUCCAUCCUGCCCGCUGACUCUGCUGAGAUAAUUCAGCGAACCAUCAGAGCUGCAGUGGAGCAGCACUUCUUUGAGCUGAAAACCUCCAUCGACCAAGACCUCAGUAACUACGACAGCCAGGGGGAAAGUCCCAGUGAGCCUGCAGAACAGGGUUGCCAUGGAGACGAGGAGCAAACAACUGACCCUAAGGACAGUCCCUGCGACACGGAAGAGGAGACCCCACUCAAUCAGACCGAGCAGCACAUACAACAAAGUCAGAAAGACACACAGAAUUCCCUGGACUCUGUCACCCCCCUGGAGGAGAGCUCAGGAAUGGACCUGGAUGCAGAGGCUAUCAGAGAUGACGAGAACAACUUUAACACUGCCAGGCAGGACAAUCAGCCCCUUGUCACGAUGGAGCAGACUGUCACCAUAACCUGUGACUCGAGUUCAUGCUGUUGUGAUCAGAACGCCAACACCAGCGAGAACAACAGGAACCACCUGUCGCCAUGCCAACCAAACUCUGGCCACAACCCUCACCUCCAACUUUUUCCCGACAACCAAUGGGAAGCGUCACCCCCCUCCCAUCUCCACCUCCCUCCCAUCGACUUCUCAUGUAUGCAUCUGCAAAAGGAAGGCCAAGACCCCGUCCCAGCUUACAAAUCCUGGCAGGACGACAACGAAAGUGGAGAAGCGCAGCUCUCCCCCCUGGCUGGGCGCAUGGUUCCUCUCCCCCCGCUACCCUUAGAGGAGGAUGGCGAGGAGGAAGAGGGGGAGGGAGGGCAGGAUGACUCCCCUUCCUCUUCCCGCUCUCACCCUCACCUUCUGGCACGACGCUUUCUCGAUUUUGGAGCGCAUGGCGCCCAACGAUUCCUCCAGCAGGACCUGGACGCCACCUCACCCACCAAAGCACAGAGGCCGAGGCGAGCAUCGUUUGGCUCCAAAGAAGCAAUGAGAGGAGAUUCAGUGACCCACCAACUCACCAAGAAGCUUCAGCAUCUGAAAAAGAAAAUCAAACAGUUUGAAGAGCAGUUUGAGAAAGAGAGGAACUAUAAGCCCUCGCACGGAGACAAGGCAGCUAACCCCAAAGUCCUCAAGUGGAUGACUGACCUGACCAAGAUCCGCAGGCAGAUUAAAGGACGCCAGCACCACCUUUUACCCAGAAGCACGCUGAGGCACCAGGCUUUGCUCCAUUCACACAGACGCCACCAUGCUCCCUCCUCCCCUUCCUCCUACUCCUCCUCCUCUAUCUGCUCACCUCCCCAUCACACACUCACCCCCCCGCUCCACCCCUACUCAGGCCUGAGCUCUAGACCGUUUCACCUCAAUGCCAAACAUCGUGCUGAAAGUGAGCUCGGCCCUCAGACUCGCCCUCGGAGCAACACCUUGCCCAAAAGUUUCGGCUCCACGCUGGAUCACAGCACGUACGAUGCAGCCGUGGAGGUCAAGGGUCCACGUCCCACCAGGGAGGAGACACUGGAGAUGAUCCAGCGCAGAGUCAAAGGGAAGAGGCAGGAGGACGGCUGGCCGGAUGACAUCAAGAAGAUGACCAAGGAGCAGUUGUCCUGUGAGAAAACCGUACUUCAAAAGAAUCUCCUGCACUAUGAAGGCCUGCAUGGGCGACCAGUAACCAGAGAGGAGCGUCUGGUGGUGAAGCCUCUCUACGACCGCUACAGACUGGUCAAACAAAUGCUCACCAGAGUCAGCAUCACACCCAUCACAGUGUCCCCCUCGAGUAAAAGGCGGAGUCAAACCCUACAGCCAAUCAUCGAGGGUGAGACUGCUCAUUUCUGGGAGGAGAUCAAAGAGGAGGAGGAGGACGAGCGGAAAGGUGGAGGAGGAGAAGAGGAGGAAGAAAGGGAGGAUGAGCGGGACGAUGAGGACGAAGAGGAGGAGGAGGGAGAAAGCAGCGGCGGAGAGAUGCAGAGCCCCGAGGUCAUCAUGGCCAUCGACCCCAUGACCCUGACCGACGGGCCAAUGAGGAGCCAGAACCAACCUGACAGACAGAGCGACUGUCCGAUGAGGGAGAAGGUGGAGGAGGGUUCAGGAAGGCUGGCACUGGACCUGCGGCUGUCCAGCUCCAACGCCUCGUCCAUGCCAGAGCUGCUGGAGCAGCUGUGGAAGACCAGAGCAGAGAAGAAGAAACUGAGGAAGACCAUCCGAGAGUUUGAGGAAGAUUUCUAUCAGCAUAAUGGAAGGAACGUUCAGAAAGAGGACCGGGUGCCGAUGCUGGAGGAGUACAGAGAGUACAAGAGGAUCAAGGCCAAACUCCGUCUCCUGGAAGUCCUCAUCAGCAAACAGGAUUCCUCCAAAUCCAUCUAGACCCUCAUCAGACACCUGCUACCACCACACACAUCAUCAGCGCCCAUCACUGCAGCGAGGCCACGCCCAGGACCAGCCAUCACACUCGGGAGGGUUUAAUAAACACUCCAGCCAACACCAACAUGCAGAUUACAUGACUUCCCACCUGUGUGACCUCCUCAUGGUAUGCUGCAGUCAAGUGAUGGGGAAACAAAGUGGAAGCGAUUUGGGCGCGUUCAUUAAAAUUGCCGCGUAGAUGCCACAGUGUAGCCUCUUUGUUCACACUGGUUGUAGUCAGACCUUCACCAGUCGAGGAAAGUCUCCAGUAACGUUUUUAGGGGCUUCUAGACAUUACCUGCAAUUUAAAUACAAGAACCAAUGUAAAGUUUGAGCUCUUUGGUUGCUAUUUUCACACCCAUUCAGACCCUACUCCUGAAGAAGUGCUUUGUAGUGGAGUAAAAGCUAUUAAACUACCUGUGACUGGUCAAACAGUCGCAUUGAGUCUGUUUGCAGACAACAUUCAGUUUGUAACCAAACACUGGUUGCUGCUGCUGCUGCCGUUGCUGCUGUCUGUAUUAGGACUGGAAAGAAGGCUGAGCAAUUAGUUAACAUUAACUAAAACAGCACCAACAUAGUGACCAUAUUGUGUCAUUUAGUGCAAAAGUUACAUCCCAAAGGCUUUUGUUUUUCUUUCUUAAAUCAAUCUAAUGUCUGCAAGUAAAACAGGCUUUUUAUUACACACCAAACUAAAGUAAGUUGACAUUUUUAAGCGUUUCGGUCUCAAAUUGUUUCUGUUUGAAUGAAUCUCAUUUAGCUGUAUGUGACUACAGCUAAUCAUAGAACAGCUACCUAAUAAGAGUCCUUGCCAAAUAUCACAAUCCCCAAGUUUAUAAGUACUUUAAAAGUGAUAUUAAACAUGCGAUUUUACAGAUUUUUUUCCCCAUGACCUGAUUGCAGCAGCACCACUGGUUAAAUUUAAACUGGCUCAUGGCUGAUACCUGCUGCCUCAGUCUGACUACAUAUCAUCUAAAGCACGGCAGCAGUUUAAAAACAUGGAGGAAAAGGACUCAUCACUGUGUUUGUCCUCAUCGUCGUCUCACCAACUUGACUUAAGACUUUGCACUCGUGUCUCAUGUCUGUUUUCCCCGUGUUCUGACGGGGAAACAGAAACACAUUCUGACUUUUUAAUUUCAGGAACUUUUCUUUUGUCAAUCUUUGUUCUUUGAAUCUUAUCGGACAGCUCGAGGACUGGCAUUUUAGACACUCUUCACUUAAGACACUUCUUCAUUUGGGACGCCACACACUGUGUCAAGGUUCCCACUUUUGUGUCAACUUAUCUCCCUUAUUUUAAUGAUAAUAAUUCACCAUCCUCACAUCCUGGAUGUUUCACCUUCUGACUGAUUUUAAAAUUCAUUUACAAAGUUUAAAAACAAGUUUGUGAGUGUAUUCUUGUUUUGUUUUUUUGUUUUGUUUUGUUUUUUACAAAAAAAAGGUGUAUGCUUAUGUGUUUGUGAGAUGUUUUCCUGAAUGAGAAACUGUUGUAUUCCAAGAGAAAAUGGAAAAACAACAAUGAUUAGUAGUAGUAACUCUGAUUAAGCCCGAUCCCAAUUUCCUUCAGUAAUUUCUAUUCUUUAGUAUUUUCUUCAACUUUUUGUUUUUCCCUGGAAGAUGUUCAUCAGUUGGCACACAGUGGUGUCACCUGUUUUUCUCCGUGACAAAAAACAAUUUGAGUUCAGUUCCCUGUGAGCGUCUGGCAAGUAAAAUGCUGCUUUUAGGUCGUCGUACGCUCAGACAUGUGAGUUUUUAGGUCAUAUGGAUUUGAUUUUAAUAGCACUUGAACGUGGCAUUAGACAGAAGAUGCUCAUAGAAAACAGUCCAACUCAGAUAAGAGUUUUUGUUGUUGAUGGACACAACUGACACAGAAAUCCAAAUUCUCCACUUGCUGACUUUUCUCCUUGUUUUCUGUUCGUUUUGCUGCGUGAAGGCGUGGCAGGUUCUGAGGAAUAGUGGGUGAUAAAUUGUGAAGGGACGAGCCAGUAUCUGGUCCACGUUGCUUCUUCAUCCCAGAAUCCAUAAAAGCAUGUUGGCUGGUCGGUCGGCUGUUGUUGGUUAAGCUUUGAUGAUGUCUACGAGGUGCCAACACUGCCAGCACUGAUUUAAAUUGCAGCGAAACAACUCUGUCGGUGUCGAAGGUGUCGUUUGUACGUUCUACAGUGAAGCAAAGGCAUUGGUUGGUCAAAUGUGCAGUUCUGGUAAAGUUUGAUUUCCUGCUGGCAGGUCAAAUGAGGGUAGGCGAGGAGGAGAAUGCCAACGAGCUCAACCUCUUCAUUUUUCUUCUUCUUUGAGGCCAUCUUAUCUUGCUUGUAGCAGACAGAAUUCGAGGUAUCAGUGAGAUAAAGAAAUGUCCAACAGUCCCUGAAUUUUGGCUUCAGCUGCUAAGUUUGUAAACCGGCUGUUUGUCAUGUGAUGUUUUUUAAUUAUUCUUGGCAGGUAAAGAGGCUGGUUACUUGCAUUGUGUUUGUUUUAGGCAGAUAGACACAGUUGAUGUACAUUUCUCUGCCUGAAUCAAAGCUGACUGCAGUCUUUAGUCUGUAAGUGGACAGCAGAUGUCACGGUUUGAAACUGAACCUAUGAAUGAGACUUAAAGUUUUUGAGAUUGCGUGUUUGUGAGGAAUGGGGUGGGGGUGUGGUGUGCAUUUGUUGGGACAGUGAGUUAAAGGUUUGAUGUAAAGAAAAAAAAAAUGUUAUUUGCACAGCAUUCACAGAAUGCAGCCCUUUUGAGUUUUUUUCAUUUGUAUUUCUAGAAAUGAAGCACUACUUCUAUACAAAUAUAAAUAUAUACUGUACAUAAGAAACACCCGAAGGAAUGAAUGUCAGAAAUGUUUAAAUUAUUUCAAACAUUACGUUUGGCCCCCUUUGGUUCAUUACAUUUGUGAUACCCUGAGAAUGUGUUUUUUUUAAUUAUAAAUAUUGCUAAUACUAUCAUAACCAUUAUUUUGUGUGAUAACGACAACAAUAAUAAUCCUUUUGUAUCUACUCACUAACUGUAAAACCAGCUGUAGACGUUAGUCUGGCACUGUGUGUGGAAGAUCACACAUGAACCUGCUCUGUUUUAUGAAUUAUUUUAUCGCUCUGUGUAAUAUAAGCUAAUAUAGAAGCAGUACUGUAGUGUGCUUGCAUGGCAAACGAGAACAUAAUAGUAUAAAAAAAAUCAUGAUGUAUUGUUUCCAUUAUUUGUGCCAUGAAGAAGCAGCAAUAAUAAAAGUUUGCGUGGAGUUUUUCUAAAGUAUCAGGUCAUGGGUGAUGAUGGGUUGGAUCAUUUAAGGUACAAUGUGUUUUGUUUUGUUUUCCACAUGUUGUCUCUCACACACACACACACACACACACACUCUGCUUAGACGGUGUGUUUUUACCACCGCAUCACAUUGGCACUGCUGAAAACCAAAAUAUCAAUACAUUUGGGAAGGUGAACAGGGAUUGAAAAGCCAAUGACAGAUGUAUCAUAUCAGAAAACAUUCCAGUUUUUAAAUCAUCCUUCACAAAGUGGAAACAAUCCAUCGUCAAUCUCUGAAGGGCUUUUACUUUAGUUUUUACUUUUUUUUGGAGUCUGACAAGGUGAAGAGUUGAUUUGUUUGGCGCCUCAGUUUCAAGAUUUCAAGUGAACAAACUGUGUGGUUUUUUUUUUUUUUGUUGUUGUUGUUUUUCAUUGUGCCUGCAGCCGAGUGGUAAAAUUCACAAGUGGUUCACACGUUCUAAACUGUAAAUGUGUUCCGUCUUUGUCAGUGUACAGUAUCCUUCAUCUCACACUUACCCAUCCGACGUGCAUGGUUGUUUCACAGACCGGGAAUUCACAGCAGAAGUCUUCAUCAAAGAUGUCUCUUAGGUCAGCGCUCCUCCUGGAAAUGAUUUAGAGAUGAUCAGUUUUUUUGGUCAAAACAGUAACAGACAAAAUAGCAGAUAUAUUUUUUACAAUCUGUAGGGAAAUUUAAAUAAUAAAGUCUCUAAAUCUGUUGAAUUUAAAAGAAGUAAUCGUCUUGCUGCUUUAGGAAAGUUCACAUUUGCGAACGUACAGUUAGAAAUUAGCCAGUUUUUCUUUUAAUCACAAACUGUGCAGUGAACAGUCUGACAGCAAAAAAAAAAUAAACUGACAUCUUUGAAACUGACUUGUGCUACAAAUUCCUUCAACCAGAGAGGACUUCAGGCGGGGCGGGUUGUAAACCGCUCCCUCCUGCUUCCUCGGUUCGAUCGACAUGUGACGCUGUGUUUUAUCGCAUCAAUAUGAUGUAUGUAUCUAUAAAUGUUUUCUUACUUUGUGAAUGCUUUUUCUGUUGUUUCUUCAUUAACUAAAAAGGAAGAGAAAAUACAAUCAGUAACAAACAUUUACACGUGAAAAUAAAAUUUAAAAGCUUGCCACACAACCUCUUCUGCUUUCUGAGUCAAAUAAACAGAAGUAAACUAUAAA